UUAUCAAAGUGGAGGUUCGUUUUCGGCUAUCCGUAUCGCUGCGUCCCGUCCUGUUUAGAGUUAAAAUACUUAUUUUAGGACUUACGAUUUUAAAAGAUGUCAACGAAGCUCCUUGGGCUUGUCAAGUCCUUUUCCUCUUUGAAAAUAAUCCCGGGCGUACUUCAACACCACAGUAUGGCCCUGAGACGUGAAUCGACCCAGGCUCAGACGGGCCUGAUGGAGUUUUUUGACAUUAAGGAGAACUGGUCAAAAAAGGCGGUCCACGUUGGCCGACCAUGGUCGAAAGAUGAGCUCCGCAGCAAAAGCAACCAGGACCUCCACAAACUUUGGUUUGUCUUGCUCAAGGAGCGAAACAUGCUUCUUACAAUGGAAGAAGAGUAUAAGAGGAAUGUCGAGUUGAUACCAAGCCCGGAUCGUAUCGAUAAGGUGAAAGAGAGUAUGGUGAAUUUGGAGGAUGUCGUGAGGGAGCGUAACCGGGCUUAUUACAUGCUCGAAACAGGUGAGACUGGAGAAAGGCCUGGCAAGGUCAUGUCGAACCCGCUCGGAAUGCAUUUCUUUUUCAAAGCUGGCGAGCAUGUGAUACCAGAGGAAAUGAACGCCCACUGGUACAAGACGAGACGGCUCUACACCAACCGGAAAGAGUGUAUGAGAUUCCUUUUGUUAAUGGGAGAAAAGAAAUACCUGGAGAAGAGGCGCGCCAGGAACCGUGAGAGGAAGCAUGUGAUGCAAAUACUGAAAAGGUACCCGGACGCGGACCUGGAGGCAAUUAAGUUCGAGUACCCAAGCGUGGACAUCGAGAAGGUCAAGUGUUGGAGGAAGGUAAAGGGCCACCAUGUGCCUGAUUGAACCCUCGUCUAUCUGAAAGCGUAGCUAUUUCUUGUAUAUUUAUAUUUAAAAAAUAAACAAAUAAAAAAUUACCUUAAAGUGUAAA
Molecule: messenger RNA, 931 nt
Organism: Cimex lectularius (bed bug)
Lineage: Eukaryota; Metazoa; Arthropoda; Insecta; Hemiptera; Cimicidae
Gene: mRpL47
Product: 39S ribosomal protein L47, mitochondrial
Exons: 5
Coding region: 97-846 (249 amino acids)
Biological process (GO): mitochondrial translation
Cellular component (GO): mitochondrial ribosome; mitochondrial large ribosomal subunit
Molecular function (GO): structural constituent of ribosome
Source: RefSeq, a predicted model, not a curated record